Molecule: messenger RNA, 2994 nt
Organism: Xyrauchen texanus (razorback sucker)
Lineage: Eukaryota; Metazoa; Chordata; Actinopteri; Cypriniformes; Catostomidae
Gene: oc90
Product: otoconin 90
Exons: 15
Coding region: 1-2994 (997 amino acids)
Biological process (GO): lipid catabolic process; arachidonate secretion; phospholipid metabolic process
Molecular function (GO): phospholipid binding; calcium ion binding
Source: RefSeq, a predicted model, not a curated record
AUGAAGCUGCUACUGUAUCUUCUUCUCUUCACCCUGCAAAAAGUUCAUGGGACUCCUGUUUUCUGCCCAGAAACAAGUAACCUCAGUUCUGAUCAGCUUCUGAUUGGUUGUCUGGGUGUACGGCUCUCCUGGCUGUAUGCUGUGUUUGAUGAUCUGCUGUCAGUGCUGGACUUUGCUGUUAAUCUGCGUUGCGAGACUGGAAUCUGUCCCGCAGACAUUCAGAACCACGGGCAUUACUGCAGUAAUGCUAAAACACAGGACGAAGCACACACACAUAUACAGCCUGCCGACACAUUGGACCGGUGUUGUCUAACCCAUUGGAGAUGUUAUCAGGAGGUAAAGGAGAGAAACUGCAGUCGUCCGACACCUAUACACACCAACUACACCUGCAGCUACAACUCCAGCUGUGAUACGUUGGAUUUCUGUGAUGAAGGAUUCUGCCUUUGUGAUCGGACAGUUAUAGACUGCAUUAGCUCCAACUAUCCAAUCACAAAACAGGAUGGAGAUAACCAACCAGUCACAUCACAGACAGUAUUUUCUUUUGUGACAGAUCUUCCUGAUAAUGACACCUACACCAGUGAGGUGUCCUAUGGAAUAGACAGGGUGGAGGUUUCUCAAUCAGAUUUUGACAUGGAGGUCCUCUCCUAUGGUCUGAAUGACACAUUGAAUGAGACUAUGAGCAACUUCACCAAUGAGCUGGUGUCAGUCAACGGCUCUCAAACCAACCAGAGCACAGAGAACCCUGCGAUAUAUCAGACUGGUAAAGAUUUCUAUCAAACUUGCUCAGACUUUAAUUUCACACCAAGCAAGCUUCUUAUUUUCAUCAUGGUUACAGCCGUUCUGAUGACAGAAGAAAGGGAAAUCCUUACUAGUCAUGACACAAUGAAAUUAACCACAAAUUAUGAGCAGACCGUUAGCACACAGCUAACCUUAAUUACAGGAUCACAGACUGUCACACACUUACCAAAAACACACACAUACACAAGCACACAUUCAAACCCCCCACAACACUUAUCAAUCACACAGAGACCUGCCUCUACUACCUACAUAACACCUGCAACCACAUACACACACACUCUCACACACCCUGACCACCAAACAGCUGAAGAAGAGGAGGAAAGUAAUGAAGAUGAAACAGUGGAUGAUGAAGGCACAUUGCCGCCAGUUACAAGCAACACUUUAAAACCUGCAUACACGCCUGCACAUGGUAUACACAAAACACACGUGGUAAAACCCCUUACACAUACAUCUAGUCCUGGUACACACAGAACACACACCGUUAAACCACUUACACAUAUAACUGCCCCUGGUGUACACACAACACGCACCAUAGAGUCGUAUGUUAGUGCACCUUCUCACACCAUAAAAGAGGAAAAGAGCGAUGAAUCAGUGGUGAGAGAAGAAGACCAGGAAACAGUGGAGAAAGACAAUGACAAAGAAAUAGAAGUACAGCAAACACAAACCAAUCAAAGCAUGUAUACCUUUCUGAUGGCCACACCCACCAAAACAUCAGCCAAUCCAAACUUGCAUUACGGAACAACUCCAUCCAGGCCUACCAAUGAAAACGCAGUAGAUGCACCUACUUCUGUACCUCUUUCAUCCGAGAGAGAAAGUGAUGAGAAAGACAUAUCUGUUGAAGAAAUGGAGAAAGACAGUGAGGAGAGAGAGGAAGCAGUUGAAGAAGUAGAGAAAGAGAGUGUAAAUGAGGGUUUUUUAUUAAAUACCCUAAACAAGACUCAGGAAAACAAUGCAGAACUGCCAGACGACUUAAGCAUAACCAAACCAACAACUUCAGCAUCACAUUCCACACAAACACAAGCCAAGACAAAGGCAUCACACAUGGGUUCCUCAUCGGAAGAGGAUGAAAGGCAAAAGAAAGAGAGUGAGGAAGAUCUUCAGAGUGAUAAAGACAGGCAGAACAGCAUUCUGUCUCACACACCUGCAGAACCAACUGAUAACCACAAAACAACAUCUACGGUUCCCCACGAGCCCACCAGCUCCUGGACAACAACAACCACAUCAGGUCGUGUUGUUGAAACUGUUCCUCAACCCCAGAAACCUGCCCACCCACCCUUGAUCCUGCCUUCUAUUGCUCCAAUGACCACUACAGCUGAGGAAGAGUCUGCUGAGGAAGAGGAGCCCACUGAAGAAGAUGAGAAAAAGGAAGAGAAAGAGCCAUCUGAUAGCUCACAGGAAACAGAUAAGAUUGAGUCCAUCCGUGUCCGGAGACGAGCAGUGCCGUUCUUUGCCUGGUCUCUACUAGAGGCUGCAGGACUGUCAGACCUAAAGGCGCAAGAAGAAACUGAAGAAUGUAGCAUGUCUUUCCUUCAGUACAAUGCAGCGGGACAGGUGCUGAGGGACAUGUCUGGUCUGGGAGAAAUGCUGAACUGUCUCACUGGACGAUGUCCUCAUGAGUAUCAACACUACGGAUGCUACUGCGGACAGCAGGGGACAGGAAACCCAGUAGACCAGCUGGACCGUUGCUGUUUUCUGCAACAGUGCUGCUUGGAGCAGCUCAGUGUGCUAGGCUGCAGGAAAAACAGAAAACUCAAUGCUCAAAUCAGCUGCCACAAUGGAAAACCACAAUGUUUGGGUGUGAGUGUGUGUGACCGGCUGCAGUGUGUCUGCGAUCGUUUGACUGCUGACUGCAUAGCGGCCUCACGCUUCAAUCACUCAAUCACCUCCUCAUGUUCUGGACCUCGCCCACCAUGCUACCGCAAGCCACAUUCUUCAACACAAUUAGCCAAUCAGGUCUCCAGUGAGGAGAGCAAUGAAAUGACCCUUCCCCAACCUCAGCUGAACACACAAAGCCAACAAUUUAACACACAGGUUCAGCCGCACACACUAUCAGUCGUAACAAAAAACACUCAUACUAACAGCAAACCUGCAGGGGGCACCAAACAGGAGGAGGAGGAGGAGGAAGAGGAGGAGCCAGGAAAAGAAGAGGAAGAAAAUGAGGAAGAGGAGGAGGAGGAAGAAGAAUUGGAGCUAUAG